GCUAAUUCAAGAAACUGAAAUCUUUAUAUAAUAAGAAAUAUUCUGUAAUCUAUAUCUGACUGCGAUAUUUUAUAUGAAAGAAGAUUCGCCUUUCUACGAUACUUAGCUAGAAUUAAGUCUAGUGGCCGAUAAGCACUGAUAAGCUUCUAGCACUGUGUCCUUUUCUCAGAAUUCUCUGAGCCUUAAAACUCUUAAUAACCAUUACAAUUAAGUUCCUUUUAUUGAAAUAAUAAUCCUUUAACUUUUUAUCAAGGUAUUUAUAUAAAUAUUUCUAAUUAUCUUGAAUAAUUAGCCGAUAAAGAAAUAGCGGUGAUGCCUCGAAAAUCUAAACUUUGCUGCAAAUUCAAUAAAUUACCCUUUUCCACCUAUUUGGCCCUGACUAUCUGUUUUGCUGUGGCUAAAAAUGAUAACUUGUACCGAUUAAUCGACGAGAAUUUAGAAUGCGAUUCUCUUUCAAGAAUUGAAACUUUUUCAACUCAUUCCUUGUCGAAUUGUGCAACGGCUUGCAAGCUGAGAAAAGAAUGUGGUAUGUUUUCCGUUAACCAUGUUUAUAGCAAUAAAACUGCAAACAAACCGAAAAAGAACGUGAAGAUAACUUGUGCUCUGUGCAAAUCUAAUAACAUGACAUCUAUUGUGGAACAAAAGGGUUGGUCUACUUAUAUGGAGUGGUUGAAGGAAGUUCGAUUUCAUAUUCUCGAUACGGAUAAUAAAUCAUCAGCCCCAGACAUUACGCCACUGGAGACAUGGAAUAUAGAUUGCAAUGGACCAGAAAUAACAACAAAGAAGAAUGGAGUUAUCAUUGGCAUUUGGGAUGAUAAAGAUGGAUUUCGAGAUCUAGACAAAGUAAAGUGUUUCAACUGGGACGCAUCAGACUUAUUCAGCGAAAAGCCUUCAAGAUUACUUUAUAUUCAUCUCGAAGAUUACAGACAGUGUCCUAGAGAUUAUGUACUCACUGCUAUCACUGCCAACAAUGCGGCUUUUCGGAAUGUCGAUAAUGGAAAAUGCACUCCACUAGCUCCCCAGUUUCAUAUUGACUAUGAGCACUGUGUGACUAUACAUUCCGAGGGAAAAGACGGUGGUACGGUAGACAAGUGGAGACCUUGGACAGUGCAGUGCCCUACAGUCGGUCCUCAGGUGGCAGUGUCAUUACAUCGCAGGCGGCGCAUUCAUACUGGGCUCAAGUGUUGUACUUUAAAAGGAUUAACCCCAGAAUAAGUCUUUUUCAGAGAUAUUGUAGUCAAAAUUCAUUCUUAAAAGGAUAGGAUUCUUAAAGGGAUAAAGUAGUCAAAACUCAUUAUUAAAGGGCGUUAGUUUAAGAGAUAUGUAUUUGUAAAGAAUUCUUUUUCAAGAACAGUUAUUAAGUGGCUUACUAAAGAAGACAGCUUCUAUAGCAAUCUAUAGCAAUGUAAUAAAAAAAAAUUGAGUGACCAUGUUCCUCCUAACCUAAAGUCAAAUUAUUAGGUUUCUACUACAGCAAUGAUGUAUAAAAUGAUGCACAAUAUCUCAUUAUUGAAUAACAUUUUUAUAAGUGAUUUUUGAUUCAACAAUGUUUAAGCAUAAAAAUAUAUUCAAAUAAAUAACCACACUUUCUAAUUUAAAAAUUCAAACUUCAUACUGUUUGUUGCUUAAAAUACACAGAACAUUAAUUAUUAGAAAGGCAGCAGAACUAUUGCAAUUUAUUUAAACCGUAAAAAAGUUACAAAAUAUGAGUAGCUACAUAAUUAUGUACAGUUUAUAGCAAAAUGUUUAAUGCAUAGUAUUCUAUCCCCUUCAGAAAUUUAUCCAUCUGUACACAAAAAUGCAUCAUAUAGUAUUUUUUUGCAUGAUAAUACUUACAUAAACAUUACACCACAUAUCAUUAUUCAGUUUAUCUCUUGAACAUUGAUGACCAUUAUUUAGAAAUGAAAUUUUCAUUACUGUUGUAAUUUCCAGCCACAGAUCUAAAUACUCAUUUUUAUUAUGACAAUAAAAAUUUGAUUUUAAAUGAAUGGAUUUUUAAGCAUUGAUACAAUACUUCAAAAAUAAAAAUUAGACCAUUGAAAACAGAAGAUUAGCAUCAAAAUCACUUAUUUAUUUAUUUAUUUUGGUAGACUAAAAUUUAGCAAAUAUUUUACUCAGUUUUUUUUAAUUACAUUUCUUCUGCUCUAUUCAUUAAGUAUAAAAACAUAUCACAAACUAAUGAGAUAGCCCACUUAAAUUUUAAUAUUGACUUGAUUAUGGGUAAAUUAAAGCUAAUAGAAACAAGCUAAUAAAAACAGAAGUGACAAAAAAUUUAAAAAGGCAAUUAUGUCGAAAUUUCAGCAAUUAAAUCAUUUGCAUGGUUUAAAGAAAGGAGGAACAAAAUGCAUAUAUAUUUCACAUAAAGUAAUUCAUUAAAAUUAUGUUAUAUGUAUAUUUGCUAUUUUCAUAUUACAGACAGCGUUAGUUAUACUAAAAAAUAAGAAUAAACAUAAUUACAUACCAGAUGUAGUAAACUUUUAAAUAACAAGUGGUGUGACAUGUAAACAAAAAAAAUUCGAAUGCACUUUUAAGCAGUUAAACUCUGAAAACUAACAGUGGGAUAACAACAUAGAAAAAAAACAAUACUAUCUAUACAUUAGGGAAGAGAAAUAAAUUAGAAAUAAUUUCUUUCAUAUAUAUAUAUAUAUUGCUACAAACAUACCCUGACUCAAAUAUAUCCUCAUUAGAAUCACAUUAAGAUCUUAUUAUUUAACACUUAAAACUCCUCACACCUUCCAGGCAAACCAUAUUUUUUUUUCAAAUAUUCUAGUCAACAAUUAAAAACAAAGAAGAUUUGAAAAAUCUCUUUUACAGAACAAAAAAUCGUAUUUUGAACAUCUAAAAAAUUUAAACACACAUAUACAAUAAAUAAUUUGAUAAGGUUUUCUUGCAUUAAAAUGUAUGAAAUUUUAUUUUAAUCAAAAAUAAUUUAUGUCACAAAUAUACUUUGAUUCAAAUAUCAAAGUAUAUGAAGAAUUUACAUAAAAUAGUUAUAAGAUCUUUACACUUUAAAAAAACACUAAACAGAAUAAAAAUAAUCAUGCAUAUGAUAACAAUGAUCCAGACUUCAGCACAGAUUUCAAAGGAAUAUUCUAGUUAAAAAAUAUAUUUCAUAACAGUUAAUUGUAAUAUAUAUCUAUAUAUUGCUUGUGAUUAUUGUGCUAUAAUUACUUUUUAAAAAAUUAACCAUUAAAAGUUUAAAUGCACAAAUACAGUUAAGCACCAACUAUUUAACAUAUAGUUCUAUACACUAAAAUGAUUAUUAACUUCACAAAAAUAAAUAAACACAUAAUAAUACAACAUAAUUUUUCAAUCAAAACUUUUAACAAAAUAAGUAUUCAAUAUGCUCCCAUCACCAAUUUGAUAUCAAUUAUAAGCAAUUUCAAAAAAUAAAACGAACACAAUAGAGCUUUAAUAUUUUUUAAUAUAAUAAUGUGAUCAAAAACCAAUUACUGAUCAAUAGAUGAUCACAGUUAUCUAACUAGCAUUGAAUUUCCAACCGAAUUAAAAAAAAUUACAUACUUAAAAAUUAUUAGGAAACUUAUGCACAGAUGUACAGAAUUUAGAAUAAAUCUUUUAAUUCAAAACAAUAAAUGAUUUAAUAUGAGAUCUAAAGAGAUCAAUUUAAAAAGUUGUACAGAAAAUAAAUUUCUGAUUAAGUUUUUUCAUGCUUUUUGUAACAUUAAUAUAUGAAUGACAUGAAUACGGUUUGGAAAAUGAAACUGGGACAGAAUUAAUAUAAAUUUUGAUAUAAAUAUCACAAAUAUGUUUGUUUCUCUUCAAAUGCUUGUGUUUCUAGAAAGAAAUGAUGUGUUUUUGUCUACAUACUGUAUUUAUAUGUCCAGAGCACUGAGAGAGAAAUGCAACAUAUAGUUUAUAAAUAAACAACGGCAAUUAUGAUUCACGUAAAAAAAAUGUUGAAUGAUUCUCUAAAAAUUUAUACAUCUAAAUAGAAAAUUAAUUUCAUUCUCAGGAAAAAAAAAAAAAAAA
Molecule: messenger RNA, 3990 nt
Organism: Stegodyphus dumicola
Lineage: Eukaryota; Metazoa; Arthropoda; Arachnida; Araneae; Eresidae
Source: RefSeq, a predicted model, not a curated record